Molecule: messenger RNA, 5585 nt
Organism: Acanthaster planci (crown-of-thorns starfish)
Lineage: Eukaryota; Metazoa; Echinodermata; Asteroidea; Valvatida; Acanthasteridae
Biological process (GO): regulation of transcription by RNA polymerase II
Cellular component (GO): nucleus
Molecular function (GO): RNA polymerase II transcription regulatory region sequence-specific DNA binding; DNA-binding transcription factor activity, RNA polymerase II-specific
Source: RefSeq, a predicted model, not a curated record
AGCGCAGCCGGCCGAGCCAGAUGCCAGACCAGGUGUUCUUUAACUUCAAGGAAUCUCCAAAACAUUGUUGAUUGAUCAUGCCGACAACGUGUAUAGCCGGUGGAUGCAGCAAAACGUCGAAGGAUGGUGUCAGUCUUCACUCUUUCCCAGCUGAUCCUACAUACCGGACGAUUUGGGAGGACAAAGUCAAGUUAACCAGACCUAAUUGGUCCGGUCCAAGCAGUUCCUCAAAACUCUGCAGCGAUCACUUCGAACCAUCUUGUUUCGAGAGUGGUCUGGAAUAUCUCUUCGGUAUCAGCGUAAAGAAAAGGCUGAAGCCUGAGGCCAUACCUACAAAGUUUGCACCUGCAGGCAAAGAAAAAACGAAACCAAGGAACGAACGGCGCAAGCCCAAAGGAGCCUUCCGUAAAAGGAAGAAAUUCAGGAUUCUAAAUGAGGUUCUACCAAAGAAACAACAGAUAUCAGAUGAAAAAACUGGACAAGAUGAUGGAACAGCAUCAGUAAGCAGACGGUGUGAGAGCAGACUGUGUAUUGAACAGAAGGCUACACAAUCCUUGCCAAGUGUCCAUUCUGAAAGUGGUGUCAGUGGACAUGAUGAUGAACAUGUUGUGCCAGACGAAUGCCUUAGAGGUCUGCCUCGACAAUUUGUGCAGCCAUCAACAUCAGAAGAGUAUCAGGACUCCGUAACCAACUACCAGCAACUGCCUAGCAACGAGCUGUCCGUACCACGUUCAUCUGCAGUCCCUGUCAAACUGGAGAAAGCCCAGGAUAAUAGUAGUGUUAAAACCAAGAGCAAUGAACAGUCAUCCAGUCAGAGCCCAGUACAUUCACCAAGUAAUACCAAACCUGUGGUUAAAGCACCAAUCAAUGUUGUAUCAAAGAAAGGUUUGUUGAGCACUGCUGCAGAACUAUGUACAGCAAUCCAACAACAGCAGCCAGGCAGCACAGGUAAAACUGUGUAUUUCCUCGUUGAUAAUGCAGCCCCAACACUUCCCUCCCCGCCUCCUGUCAUUUACAUACGUGUAGUGAAGCAGAAAUUACAGGGUAAUGUUGGAUCCCAGCAGCAGGUAUGUGAACAGAAGCAGCUGGUGUUCCCAGGAAAUCCGACAGACUCUAUACUUCAAUCAAACCCAGGACUUAUCAAGACUGGCUCUGUUGGACAGCCUGUACGGGUAAAUGUUCAACAAGAGAGUUGUCAAGAGUCCAAGAACGAUGUAGGAAAUCAGCCGGAAGCACCUGAAGAGAAGCAGGAGACUACCCAAGGAGGUCAAAGUGUUCCUGGGCCAAGAUCUGAUUUAGGUUGGAUCAAAACUGAACCUGGAACUGAGCAAGAGUUGUUGAAUAUCAAGAGAGAAUAUGACAGUGGCGUCGGCUUUGAUUUCACUUGCUCAAGAGAAGUAGUUCAGAGAGAAAUCUGUCUUGAUGGAAACAAGGAUGAGAAUAAUGUGGAAGUCGUCGUGAAACAAGAAUUAUUUGAAAGAGCAGAGAAUGAGAACAGUGGUGUUGGUGAUCAGAGAGCUGGGGAUAUAAGUAAUACUUGCCCUCAGGAAGGUGACCAGAAUUCAGGACGUGAUGAAAAUGCAGAGAUAUCUGAAGAUGAUGAAGAUGAUGAUGAUGACCAUUUGGAAAUGGAAGAUGAUUCUAGGGACGAGGACUAUGUCCCUGAGGUCAAAGUUCACGCAUCUAGAAAAAAGAAAUGGGGAGGAAGAGUUUUACGCUGCAGACAAACUGAUCAGAAAGCUUCCUCAGAGCUUGAGCAAGGUCAGUCAGAUGAGGUAGAUGGAGAAUCAAAGAGCAGUGAUGGCUCAGAGGGAAGUCUGUGUUUGUCAUCAGACUCGGGAAGUGACAUGAUUUCAUCUGAUGAUGACUGGGAUGAAAGAGAACGAAGGGAGAGGCGAGUGCAGAAAAAGAAACAGGGGGAAAGGCACUGCAUGUAUGUUCGAUUAGAAGUCCAAUUGUCGCGUCUUCCCAAAGUGUAUGAAUGCAAGUCGUGCCAAGAGAGGUUCCGAGAGGCAGAUGACAUGAGGACACAUUACACUACGACCCACCAUCAAGAAACUUCUGUUGAUAGAGUAGUAAGUGGACCUUCAAUCUCUCCAGAGGGCGACAUAUAUGACAUAGCCACUGAGUUGAGACACUGUUCAAAAUGUAACAAUUAUUUUGAGAACAUACAGAAACACCGCAAUAGUCAUAAGGAGAAGCGGUUUGUCUGUGAAAUGUGUGGAAAACGUUUUGCCUACAAGUGUAUCUUAACAUCACACAAGGAGACCCACAAAGCAAGGGAAAAUAGAAAUCUUCUCCAUUGCACAGAGUGUGACAAGUCAUAUUACAAAAAAUUUCAACUCAUGGCACACUGCAGAGAAAAGCAUUCCAAGGACACCUCCAACUUGUUUGUCUGUGAAAAGUGUGGGAAGCAAUUUAAGGCCUCCAAACGGCUGAACAUCCACCGACUCAUCCACCUAGAAGACAAGCCGUUCAAGUGUCCAGAAUGUGGGAGGGGCUUCUCCCAAAAGAGUAACAUGACGUUGCACAUGAGGAUGCACACAGGUGCACGACCUUAUCAGUGUAAGAUCUGUCAGGAAACGUUCAAUCAUAACGUGAGCCUUAAAAACCAUCAAAAGAAGGAACAUGGCAUUGACUGGUGAAAAGACAAGAGUAACAAGAAAGCAUCCUGAAAACCUUAAGUUGGUGAACUGUUGAGAAUGUUGAAUGUACAUAUGAGACAGAGAUACAUGCUGUAUGGUUUGCCAGGUGAAAUUGAUGUUGACUUUCAACUCAAAAGAAAAACAGACUAUUUAUAGAUUAACAAUGAAAUCUGAUACAUUGUAUGUGCAUGUUACACUCUUUGAUUUUCAGUCGCAUUAUUUACUAGUGACAUUCAUGCAAGGGUGAAUUGAACCAAUUUGGGAGGACAAGAACCUGUGUUUUUUUAGUUUUGCUUCUUUUUUUGUGUGAUUCUUGCAAGAGAAGUAUUGUAUGUACAUUAUAUAAAUACAUCUACAGUAAAACAUGGUUUGGGGGCUAGAUGGUUGCUUUAUAUCCCUGAGGUAUUAACUAGAUUUUCAACCUCCAAUACCAAGGGGAUUAACAUCAACCAUCCACCCCAGAAUAAACUCUGAUUUUAUAUUUGUUUGCCAUUAUAUUUUCAGACAUUAAAAACGCUUGUCAAUAUGCACAGGGAUCACCUUUCCAUCUAACAUUUGCGUACUUCACCUAGACCAAAAUACCAUGGCAUCUUCUUAAGUGUAUAAAAUCUGUGCAUAGUAAAGGUUCUACUAGCAUAUUUGACUUUGCUCACAGAUCCUGCUAAGUGCAUCAGGUGAUCUACAGCCAAAACGGAGACUGGCUCCUGAUUGUGCAUUGAUUUUUGAGAAUUCUGCCCUCUAUUAUAAAUGUGUAUGAGAUAUGGUAGUUACCGAAGCCUCCGCUGGACCAUAGCACAUGGUUGCUCUUCAGGAAAAAAAUACAUAGAAAUAGAAAAUAGGGAAUUAUCAAGCACUCAGGUACCAAGGUACAAUAAGUUUAAGAAUGUAGGCAAGAAUAUCUGGAAUAAGGUGGAGGAUGGUAUUGAUGGUUGGGAGGGUGCAUCUGCAUUUCUCAUUCCAUUUGCUCUGUACUUGUGGGAAAGGUGUGAGCUUAACUUGCAAAUUAAAUUUAUGCCCUUCAUUGCGCACUUGUCUAUAUAGCCAAUUGCAAACUAAAUUACUUCAUAUUGCCGUAUAAAUUUCUUAGAAUUUACUUGCUGUUAGUAAAUUAAAGUGCCUUUAUGCGAUUAACCUAAAGAAAUUUACAGUUUUUCCACUUUUUUUCCAUGUGUUCACAUGGGACCCGUGUUUCAUAACAGCAAAAUUUUUACAGGGGAAGAAAUUUUCUUGGGUGUUAAAGGAAAUACCAUUUUUGCCCCAUCAAGUCCACAUACUAUCACCAUAAAACCAAGUAGCAGAAUAAGACAGUUGAGGAUUUGGAGUUUUUAUAAAUGUACAUGUACCAACUCUUGUGAAGUUGCCAGUCUGUUAUCUGACAGUUUUUAGGAACACCCCCCCCCAUAUUUUGCUCUACCCUCCAGCCAAAAGCAGCAGCAGGUGUUGUUUUAGCCAUUUUUUAGUGGAAUCUUAUAUCACAGAAAUUUGGAGACAAAUUAACCUUCUUGAGAUCAAGAAGUAAACACCAUGUUGUCCAGUGGGUAGAAAUUAAGACUGUAGGAUCCAGUAUAGUCUGGAAGCCAUGGAAGGUAACCCCUAAAUCUCCGAACAAGUUUUUUUUUCUGCUGAUUGUUCAUAAUCACUGGGUUGCUUAUGAGAUCUAAGGUAGUGUGGACCUUUCACACUGUCUGCUGCAAAGGACUAAGAUUUUUUGAAAACUGUUAUUUCAAUUUUUCUGCCAUAUGGCUAUAAUUUUGGGCUAUAUUAUGUUUUGAGGACCUACAUGUAUGGAUCCACUAGAAAAGGACAGAGAGAGAGAGAGACGAGUUGUUUGUACCAUUGCUAUUGUAAGUAGAGACUUUGGGGUUAAGGUAAAAUUUGGUUCUAGGCUGCCGGACUGGUAUAAGCACAUAGAGUACUGUAUAUUUUGUAUUUUAUUCUGAGAAUAUUGUAAAAUGUCCAAAUGGAUGGAAUUAGGAAAAGUUGUGUGAUCAACAAAGCCCAAUAUGCCUUUAGCAAGUUAAAUUUGAUAAAAAUCCUGCACAGAUUUGAAUUUGCGUGAACAUAAUUUGAAUUCUGCAUACUUCAGGCACUGUUGCUAUACCUCUUGAUAUGGGGCAAGCCUUUGCUUAGUUAUAUGAGAGACACCUUGCCCCAGUAUGCAGUUUUCAGUGGAUGAGAACGGCACAAAGGAACCAGUCCAUUCCAGAGAUGGUGGUCGCUAUGCAUGUGCAAAAGCGUGCUCCAAAUCAAGAGGUACAGCAAUAGUGUCUUUAGUCUGGGAAAUUCAAAUUUUCACUAAUGUCCUUUAAGACUGCCAAGUCCCUUUAACCUAGCUGUAACCCCUGUAGGUUCACCAUGGCACUGAGCUAUAGACAUGACCAGGAAAUGACCUGGAUGUUUUUUUAUCCACAUUGCUACUCAGUGCAAUUUUGUGGGCAUGGCUGCUCACAGGGUUUUAGCUUAAAGCUGAUAAAUGGAAAGAAAAUAUAAUUGUUUCAUUUUAUAAAUUUUUGGUAUGUAUGGUUCAAGCCAAAAUAUUCAUCCAUAAAACUAACAGCGCGGAAGUACCAGCAACACUGAGGCAUUCUUGUGCAAUGCUUCUGUUUUUACAGUGUGCGUUAUUAUGCAUAUGCCAGACAGCUUAACCAGUCUUUCUUGUCAUAAGUGAAGUCAAGCGGUAGAGGUGAAAGCGUCUGCUUCUCUUCCAAGAUGAAUCCCUGUCCCAUGAAAUCACAUAAUACAACAGAGAAGCACGGCAUAAGCUACAGCAAAAGUGAAAUGAACCUGCACCAGACUUUAUUACGAAUGAAGCACUAAGUGUUUCUUCACUUGUCAUAAUUUCCUAUAACUCCUGGCACUCCAAACACACAGGAUUAAGAGACGCGGCAUGCAGUGCAUUGAAUAAUACAGCAUCUUAUUUAAAUAACGUUGUGCUUUCUU